Molecule: messenger RNA, 1239 nt
Organism: Saccharomyces mikatae IFO 1815
Lineage: Eukaryota; Fungi; Ascomycota; Saccharomycetes; Saccharomycetales; Saccharomycetaceae
Gene: JLP1
Product: sulfonate dioxygenase
Exons: 1
Coding region: 1-1239 (412 amino acids)
Biological process (GO): sulfur compound catabolic process
Cellular component (GO): cytoplasm
Molecular function (GO): sulfonate dioxygenase activity
Source: RefSeq, a predicted model, not a curated record
AUGUCUCCUCCAUCCGCUCAAAUCGUAACCUCUCCUCUCUCAAAUGAUUUACCAAUUAACAUCGUUACGAAUGGAUUAAAAAAUCUCAAUUAUACUUCUAAGCAAGGUUACGGGAAUUUUGAUACGCAUUUCUAUGACGGCCAAGAUGAAGUGUCUCCCUCUGGUUUAUUGAAAAUCCGUAAGUCCUAUCGAGAAAAAUCAAAGUACCCAGAUUAUUUGCCUACCUGGGAUCCCACUGAAAAGUAUGGCCCUUUGGAAUUUCACGAAUACCACGAUCCUGCUUUAAGAGCUGACCCUAACUUUUCGAACCUUUUUGCAAAGGAAAAGAUUGGUCAACUAAAGGUGAAGAAGGUCACACCAAAAUUAGGUCUCGAGAUAAAUGGGAUCCAGCUAACAGAUCUCUCUGAUACUGCAAAAGAUGAACUUGCGUUGCUUGUUGCACAAAAAGGAGUAGUAAUAUUUAGAAACCAGGUCUUUGCUGACGAAGGACCAGAUUAUGUGACUGACUAUGGGAGACAUUUUGGUAAGUUGCACAUUCAUCAAACCAGUGGACAUCCUCAAAACAAUCCUGAACUGCAUAUUACUUUUCGAAGACCUGAUGCAGAUGAAUUUGCAAGAGUUUUCGAUAACUCGAUAUCAUCUGGUGGCUGGCACACAGAUGUUUCUUACGAGUUACAACCGCCUUCAUAUACUUUCUUUAAUGUUAUUGAAGGUCCUGACGGCGGUGGCGAUACAUUGUUCGCGGAUACCAUUGAAGCUUUCAACAGAUUGUCCAAACCUUUGCAAGAUUUCUUGAGCACUCUUCAUGUCAUCCAUAGUUCAAAGGAGCAGGCUGAAAAUUCACAACGCCAGGGAGGCAUACAAAGAAGAGCCCCUGUUACACAUAUCCACCCACUGGUCAGGGUUCACCCUGUCUUGAAAAAGAAAUCCUUGUAUGUCAAUCGUGCAUUCUCAAGGAAAAUAGUCGAGUUGAAAAGACAGGAAUCUGAAUCAUUACUAAAUUUUUUGUAUAAUUUAGUGGAAAGUAGUCAUGAUUUGCAAUUAAGAACCAAAUGGGAACCACGCACAGUUGUGAUUUGGGAUAACCGCAGGGUUCAACAUUCGGCAGUGAUUGAUUGGGAAGAACCAAUUCAUAGACAUGCAUUCAGAAUCACUCCUCAAGCGGAAAGACCUGUGGAAGAUCUAAAAUACUUGAACAAUGAAAAUUAUUAUCCUUCCCCAUUAACUUUGGAUGUUUGA